Solea solea (common sole) is the source of this 4396-nucleotide messenger RNA. RefSeq names its product cilia and flagella associated protein 206 (gene cfap206). Gene Ontology annotation, cellular component: axoneme; ciliary basal body. The transcript is spliced from 14 exons. The record is from RefSeq and is a predicted model, not a curated record. Bases 797 to 2596 code for a protein of 599 amino acids. Lineage: Eukaryota; Metazoa; Chordata; Actinopteri; Pleuronectiformes; Soleidae. Gene Ontology annotation, biological process: regulation of cilium beat frequency; regulation of flagellated sperm motility; sperm axoneme assembly.
AGAGCGCAUUUGGUGGUAAAGAAAAAGAAUUUCGCUCUGCGCCACACAUUAGCAUGCUAGCUAGCAUAGCCAACCGCUGCAGAGUUGACUAAAAGUGAUUCUUACCCAGCUUUGUUUCAUAAUUUCUCUCCACUUUAACUUAAAACACCAGAAACGGGUUGGAAAAGUGAUUUUACGCGUUGUUUGUUAACUGUUGUGUUUAAUGACAGCUUAGCGCUGUUAGCUUUGUUGGUUGACGGGGUUAGUCUCGUCUGUGCACUUUAUUUUCAGCCAAUAAAAGACGUGUGGUCGAUCAAGGACAGCUUUGGGGGGAAAAGGGCGAGAAUCCGGAGGAUCCUUCCUAACCUUGCUUUAACCUACAUUAACUGACUGAUGGGAGGAGGACCAACGACUGCAGCUACUUAUGACCUGCUUUAGUCAGAAAUUGUGAGAAGCUGUUUGGCAGGGAGGUGGCACCAGAGGUCUCCUUACACUCACGUUACACUGGAGAGCUCACUGUAAUUCAGUAUCUGCUCCAGCAGACUGGUCAGUCACUGCAGCCUGAUUCAGAGGCAACAGAAGAGCAUGAUGUGACGGACGGCAUGGAGGAAAAGUUGAGGGAUUCUGUGACAUCACUGAUUGUCUCGCAGUGCUGAACUAAUAUGUUUCUCAGGCUUCAUCUCUCCACUGUUACAUCUGGUCCUGAUUUCUUGGCCCUCAGCAUUUCCACUUUGGGAUAUGACACAAUUCCUGCAGCACCAGUCGCAUCCACCAUGACACCCAGCUCUCUGCCCUCUACUUCAUCCUCACAAGUUACAUGUUGAAUACCAACUACCAAUAUGAACAUAUGGUGAAAGCUGUUGUUUUGGACCCAAGAAAUGGGUUUAAUGUUGACCGAACUCUGACAAAACAGGAUAUCCAGAAACUUGAAGAGAUGUGUCUGGAUAAACUCAUGGAGAAGUGCAGCCCAACCCUUGACACGAUCAAAAUGCAAGUGUAUUUUGACAUGAAUUAUACCUCCCGACGUGAGUUUCUUGAGGAAAUCCAGCAGGUGGUGGAGUCGAGGCUGAGUCCAGUGAGCAGGGACAUCACUGACAGUCGGGUGAAAACACGUGAAGAACUGGAUUCUCUGUACCACAGAAUAGUCACUUACAUUCUGCUUCGCUCCGGCAUGGGCUCACCUGCACACGUCCAUGCGGUGCAAGAGGCUGCAGCUGCGCUGCAGAGUGUCUUUCCUCCAACGGAACUGGGAGCCUUCAUGGUGCUCUUAAAGAAGGAGAAGGAGCAGCAACUCAGUGAACUCACCAUGAUCGUAACAGGGAUACGACUCUUCAACAAAGCCUGCAAGAAGGGAGCACAGGAGACGGAACUCCAUGAAAUCAUGCCAGAAAUUCUUACUGAAGCUCUUCCAGUCGUCGGCAAAGGCAUCGAAGAGAAGCUGAGUGUGUCACAGAGUUUGGCGUGGAAAUAUACGACUGUGCUGGAGAAGCUAACAGACCCUGACAAAGAACCUGGACAACAUGACGUGCCCAUUGUUCUGCUCAGACAAGCUCUGUACAAUGUCAGGCAGCACGAAGUCUUCCUCAAAACAUUACUGGCUGACAGUCAUCUUUGCACCAAGCAUGUUGAAUUCCUGCAGACGGAGCUGUCGACUCACAUGAAGCUGCUGAAAGAGAGAGUGAAGUCAAAGGCAGCUGUUCCCACUACACAGGUCUUUCCCCUGUUCAAAGCCCUGUCAAAGGUGUGGACUGGACUUCAGGAUGAGGCUGAGCUGCUGAACAUCCUCAGUAACAUUACACACAAUCUGCAGCUCUUCCUGGCCUCUCAGGCUGAGAUCUUCUCUGAGGCGUAUUUGGAUGACCUGCUGGGGGCGACUGAUGUGAAGACAGAUGAGCAGAGAAUGACUGAGUCUUCAGAUGAGCGUAUUGUUCCAUCGGAGAUGAAGACACAGGAAUGGCUCCUGCCUGAAACAACAGAUAGUUUUAAUGAUCUGUUGCUGCAGUAUAAUGGAGUGUGUGGUUACACACUCGUGAAUAGAGAUGGGCUUCUGCUUCCAGGUAAUCCACACAUUGGAGUCUUGAAGCACAAAGAAAAGCACUAUGUUUUUAGCUCCAAAGAAGCUGCCUUAAAAUUUGCCUCCUGUCCAGAUGACUUCAUAACAGAGGUUGCAGAAAAAGCCAAGCUCUCCCCUGAACUCAUUCAGCUGCUCCAACUCCAUCAACAGGUCUCCCGUGUCACUCCAUACACUGAGUUGGAGCCAGGAGAGAGUUUAUUGGUGAAAUCCAUCACGAAGUGUGAGAUCAGCACACAGACUGACAUCCACCCAGUGGAGGGAAACAUCGUCCAGUCAUACGAGUGGAACGAGUGGGAGCUGCGACGAAAAGCUAUCAAACUGGCUGAUCUUCGGACAAAAGUGACGCACUCAGCACAGACUGAUCUGAGCCACAUGCGGCGGGAAAACGCCACUCAGACGUGGCCGCCCAAAGACGCCGCCUGUCAAAGCAAGAGAGAUGGAGCGAGCAACGUGCCCAAACCUCAGGUCUACCUGGCAGGUCUGAGGGGACAAAGAGACGGACGAGUGGUCAAGACAAAUCUGACUAGAUCAGUGGAUGAUUAAUCAAGGUGUGAAAACAAAACAGUGAGUGAAAUAAAACUUAGGAAGCUUAAUACAAUACAUGUCACUCUUCUGAUCAAAACCUGAACAAUGCAGCAAACAGAGCUCAGAGGGAAAUGUGCCGUAUUUCACUUUAUUUUAAGACCCACCAGCACAUGGACACUCAGAUUAUUUUAACACAAUCACCAGUUGGUGUGAAAUGUGCAAAGACACCCAUCCCAUUCUGUGAAAUAUAUGUAAGUGCUGAGUGGUACUGUUUUAUUGAAUAUAUUAAGUCACUCAGACUCAAACCCUUACAUUUUUCCUGAUAAAUUAACUAAAAGCACAUUAAGGUUAAAGCUCAUUAAUUAAUAAUUGCUUUAUUGUAGCCUUAGAAUAAGUAGUCUAUGCAAAGUCUUAAAUCAGAAGCGCACCAAAUUCAUAAGUCAGGUUCCACCGAGAUUUGAACUCGGAUCACUGGAUUCAAAGUCCAGAGUGCUGACCAUUACACCAUGGAACCACUGCUUGUUCCUAACUAUAUGUCGAGAAGAUCUAUAAUAUAAACAGAGCAUGUCCUAGUAACAGUUGAACUAUAAUUUUUUAUAGAUCGUGGUUGGUGAUGAGUGACAAACCCUGGAUCACAUUAAUUUCUUCAGAUUACUCAGUGAAUUUUCUGGAUGAUAUGUGAAUUGAUUUGGUAUCAAUUGUAUUUUGAAGAGAAUUAAUAAUUGCUUUGUAGUCAGGCAGUGUAGCCUUAGAAUAAGUAGUCUUUGCAAGGAACUUGAAUCAGAAGCGCACCAAUUCUUAUACACUGAAUCUUGAAGUCAGCUUUUUAACUCGGAUCACUGGAUUCAAAGUCCAGAGUGCUGACCAUCACACCAUGAAACCACCACACAAUGCAAACCAAACAUUGACUAGAUCUAUAUUAAAAGGAGAGCAUGCCCUAGAUAUUGUUGAACUGUAUUUUUUUAAACCUUGUUUUUUGUGGUAUGUUUUAAGGGUUCCAUGGUGUAAUGGUCAGCACUCUGGACUCUGAAUCCAGCAAUCCGAGUUCAAGUCUCGGUGGAACCUGAGUUUUAAGCAGCAGGAGGUCACACUAAAAGAAAUGCUGAGUGAGGAAAGAACUCUGAGUCGUUGGAACACAUUAAUGAGAUUCAUGUCCAAAACACCAAAACCACAGAAAUUACAUUUCAACCAUUACUAAUUCUCUUAAUGUACAUGUGCAUCUUAAGAAAUUAGAAUACUGUGGAAAAGUUCAUUUAUUUCAACUCAAAUAGUGAAACAGUGAAUUUUGGGUUGUUGUUAAAUGUGAGCCAAAAUCAUCACAAUUAAAAAAACUAAAGACUUAAACUACUUCAGUUUGUGUGUAUUGAAUUUAUAAAAUACAGGGUUUCACUAUUUGAGUUGAAUUACUGAAAUAAAUGAUCUUUUCCACAAUAUUCUAAUUUAUUGAGAUGCACCUGUAUAUUAAUAUAUUGUAGUUCAGUCCAAAUAAUGAUGUCCAUGUCAUUAUCUACUAAAUAUGCCUGUGUGACAUAUAUGAGUAUCUCCUCAAUGAAUUGCACCAGUUUUUUUUUGUGUAUAGGUUCCAUGGUGUAAUGGUCAGCACUCUGGACUUUGAAUCCAGUGAUCCGAGUUCAAGUCUCGGUGGAACCUGAGCUUUGAACUGUAGCUAUCCAAAUUUAGUUGAUACCACAUUAAAAGAAGUUAAGAUUGUCCCUGGAUAAAUGUUAAAAAGCUCUAUCAUCUAGAAAAUCCACUCUGAAUAAUUGGAAGAAAUUACUGAGAUUCAGUGUUUGUCACCAACCAUUAUCUAUACAAAAA